Molecule: messenger RNA, 2385 nt
Organism: Perca fluviatilis (European perch)
Lineage: Eukaryota; Metazoa; Chordata; Actinopteri; Perciformes; Percidae
Product: mpv17-like protein
Exons: 4
Coding region: 295-903 (202 amino acids)
Cellular component (GO): membrane; cytoplasm
Source: RefSeq, a predicted model, not a curated record
GGUGUCGGAUGGUGCAUGACAAGCAAGUAGGCUAUACUGUCUGGAAUUAUAUUAGACCUAGCCUACUUUACGACGUUCAUUAUACGAGAAACAUAUAGGCUACAUUGUGUCGUCGAUAAGUCUUAUGAGCCCUUUUCCUUUGAAAUCCGGACGAAUGAUGCCGCGGAGAUAUUCGGACAGAGGAGACGCCGGUGUCAUUUGUUACAUUUAGCUUAAAAUUAACCAAAGUAUUACAUUUUGCUCAAUUUGCCAACACCACAUUCCAUUACACUGGGCGACAGUAACUGUAAAAGAAUGCGACAGGCGUUUUUGAGACAUGUCCGUCGGUUUCCGUGGGUCACCAACGUUACACUGUACGGUUGUCUGUUCGCUGGAGGAGACUUCGUCCACCAGUCGUUCUCGCGAGGGGAACAAAUGGACUGGAGACACACACGGAACGUCGCCGUGGUCGCGUUCAGUUUCCACGGUAACUUCAAUUUCUUCUGGAUGCGGUUCCUGGAGCGGAGGUUUCCCGGGAACUCCGUCCGGAUGGUGGUGAGGAAGCUGCUCCUGGACCAGACCACAGCGUCGCCCCUGGCUACCAGCGUCUUCUACACAGGUGUCAGCAUCUUGGAGGGCAAAGACGACAUCUUUGAAGACUGGAGAGAAAAGUUCCUGAAUACAUAUAAGACGGGGCUAAUGUUCUGGCCAUUUAUGCAGUUUCUGAACUUUGCCUUGGUGCCUCUGUACAUGCGGACCGCCUUCACCGGCUGCUGUGCCUUCGUUUGGGCCACCUUCCUUUGCUUCUCGCGUCAGAGCGGCGAUGGCACGGCCGGUGCUGCUCUGGCGUGGAUGUUCCCUCCUAAAGAGGAUGAAGCAGAAUCCACAAAUGAGAAGGUGGACUCCAAGGAAAAGAGGGAAUAGUAAACCUACUCCGAUCCGAAGUAUGUAGAAUCAGUGGUUGUGAUGGAGGGGGACAAAACGUAAAGGGAAAAAGCAGCGAUCUUUAGUGGAGAUAGCAGGUUCAGUGGAUGGCAGUCCUGUCUGUGGUUGAUGUUGCACUAUCGCUGCCAGGGUUUGAGUUCAAAAUCACACUGGGGUUAAACAAAAAAAAAAAAGGUGAGUUCUCAUGACCUCAUGGUGCUUUGAAACAGCAUCCAGCAAAUGGAAAAUGUAUACAGCAUACUUUUCAGUAUGCAUACAGCACACCACCUCAGUGGGAAAAUGUAAUUCAGUCCUACUUUUCAAUCCCACAGUGAACCAUCAUGGUGCUAUAUUUGUUGUCAGGUUUUGUUUUUAUAAAUGCAGUCUUGUGUUCUCACAUUACAAACAAGAGAGUUCCCUUAAUCUAUUGGACCUCGCUGAAUGAUAUUGGAAUCAUUUGUGAGGACUUCUAUGUCUGGAAAGGAACCAUAGAAUGACUGAACUAAGACUGCUAAGACUUAUCUGCGACUGGAACAGAGUGCCUGAUCUCUAAGGACUUUCUGCUUCGAUUCCUGUUUACACUCUGGUACAAGAAGUCCACAUGCACACAGGGACCAAACACUAAAACAUAUCCGAAAAUAUAUUUUUCAUCCUGUAUUUUCAACCAUUGUUUCUUAAUAUUUAAUUGUUGUGGCAAUGAGAUACUACUGAAGAUUACUCUGUUUGUAUAUUAAUGAUUGAUGAAGGUUGUCUCAAACAUCCAUUUACUUGAAUGUGGAAAUGCUGCCUGCCUGCUGUCGUACUUUGUUAAUGUGAUACUGGGGAGUGCUCUCUAUUAUAUCUCUUUGCACCAUUUCCUUAUUUUUCAAUAUUGAUUGCUGUUUUAUCCAUUUUUUUUUAAAUUUAUUUUACCUCUUAGUGUAAAUGUUACUUUAAAGGUUACCUCGCCUGUAAUGAUUCUUGAACUUUAGAUGCCGAUCUGCCAAACAGUUUUCUAUAGAGGUAAUUUUUAAAAAUAGCUCAGUAUAAGACUGCUAUUCCUAUAUAUAGAAUUUAAAAGGUUCCAGGCAAACUUCUUUUCUUUUGAUCCCUUUAAUCAGACAUCUUUUAAAAUGCAUCCUUAAUUAUGAUAACUUAUUAUUAGUAUAAUGUAGAUAUAUAGUAGUAGAAUGUCUGUUUCUAAUUAUUAUUUGUGUGCUGAUGUGCUACACUGGAACUCAAAGAUCAAAUCAAUGAAUAUUCCCUUUGUUCAUUCCAGCAACUGAAGAAGUGAUAUUACUAACUAAUUCAAAGAUGUGUACACUACUUUAUUUUUUUGAAGGGUUUUGAUAUCACAAAGAACAACUAUUUUAACAGUAUCGUUGACUGUAAUGUAUUGAAAAAAAGAUUAUUUGAUGACAUUUUGCACGGAAGUUACACUGAUUGUGGUAGAGAUAAAUAAUAUUUAUUGUGGAAUAAAUUAAAAACACCCCAUUGACUCAA